Molecule: messenger RNA, 848 nt
Organism: Physella acuta
Lineage: Eukaryota; Metazoa; Mollusca; Gastropoda; Physidae
Product: protein CWC15 homolog
Biological process (GO): mRNA cis splicing, via spliceosome
Cellular component (GO): catalytic step 2 spliceosome
Molecular function (GO): RNA binding
Source: RefSeq, a predicted model, not a curated record
GCGUCCGUCUGUUGAUUAUUUAUGAAAAGAGCUCUUUCAAUAUAAAUAUAGUAUAGAUCUAAUAGCUUUAUAGUUUCUCGAUCUAAUUUUAAAGAUUAAACAAUAUAAUCUUUUAAAAAUUUAAGUAAAGCACCUGACUUAUCAAGAUGACAACAGCUGCUAGACCAACAUGGGAUAAAGCCAAAGGAGGUCGUGGUAAAGGAGAGGGUGAUCUUAGUGUUCUCUCCAAACAAUCUUCAAGUAGAGAUCUUCCAUCCCACACCAAAUCAAAAUACAGACAAGAAGGUCAAGGCACACAAGAAGAACUUAGAAAUCGUGACUUUCGUCGUGAAUUAGAGGAAAGAGAAAGAUCUUCACGAGAGAAGAGGGACAGAGGAAGAGAUUCUGGUAACAGUAGUAGUAAAAGACCAAGAAUUGAACAGAUACCUGCAGCUAACCUUGAUGCAGAUGAUCCAGUUGAUGAUGAUGAAGAUGAAGAGGAUUCUGAUGAUGAAGAUGACACAGCUGAACUAUUAGCAGAGCUACAAAGAAUAAAGAAAGAGAGAAUAGAAGAAAAAGCAAAAAUGGAAGCUGAAAGAAAGGCAGAGGAAGAAAGGAUUCGAACAGAAAAUAUUCUCAUGGGUAACCCAUUAAUGCAGCCAGAAAAGCAAUCAGCCACAGACUUUAAAGUUAAAAGGAGAUGGGAUGAAGAUGUUGUGUUCAAGAAUUGUGCCAAAGGUGAUGAGACAAGAACUUCAAGAGGUUUUAUAAAUGACACAUUACGCUCUGAAUUUCAUAAAAAAUUUAUGGAGAAAUAUGUAAAAUAGCCCUUUCAUUUUCUCUUGUAAUUAUAGAAAUAAAAAUCAAAA